Molecule: messenger RNA, 2879 nt
Organism: Neocloeon triangulifer
Lineage: Eukaryota; Metazoa; Arthropoda; Insecta; Ephemeroptera; Baetidae
Product: ras-related protein Rap-2a
Exons: 3
Coding region: 169-1014 (281 amino acids)
Molecular function (GO): GTP binding; GTPase activity
Source: RefSeq, a predicted model, not a curated record
GGGAAGGAAGCGGCGCGGGCCGAAGGUGGGGAAGGCCGAGCCCCUGGGCUGCGCUCGGCUCACUCGACACUCCGCGCUAUCGUCCUCCACUUGCAGUCGACGUGCCCUGCGAGGAACGAGGCACCACACUCCGCCUCGCGGACUCCAAACAGCACCACGUUGUCCCGAAUGCCCACAAUGGCACCGCCGGGCAGCACGAGAAGCAUCCGGCAAUUUAAGCGGCGCUUCAGCCUCCAACCUUCUUCCUUCCUGGGGCGCGAUGACGGCGGCGGGACUCCAAGGGGCGGACAUUCCCCAAGCAUUGACGAGUGCUCCGCCACAAAGGACAUAGUCACUAAGCACAGACACAAAAUCGUAGUCAUGGGGCCAACAAAAUCAGGUAAAACUUCAUUGAUCUCCCAAUUCCUGUAUGGCACCUUUCCCGACCGGUACAAGCGGACUGUGGAGGAAAUGCACCACGGCGAGUUUGACGUUGGUGGUGUUCACCUAACUUUGGACAUUCUGGACACGUCCGGCGCCCAGGAGUUCCCUGCAAUGCGCGCGCUGUCCAUCUCGUCAGCAGACGCGUUCAUCCUGGUGUAUGCGCUGGACGAAUCAGAAGAGUCCUUCGAAGAGGUUCGCCAGUUGCGCGACCUCAUCCUCUCAACAAAGGGUGCUUCCGGCGUGCCGAUCGUCGUGAUCGGCAACAAGCUUGACCUGGUGGAGGAUUCGAGCGAGGUGGCCGAAUCAAUUGUCACCCUCGACUGGGAGCACGGCUACGUGCAGGCCUCGGCCAAGGACAACCGCAAUGUGGCCAAGUGCUUCCAGGAGCUGCUCAACCAGGCCAAGGUCAAGUACAACCUGAGUCCGGCCCUGAGGCAGCGUCGGCGGCGGCAGUCGUUGCCGGCCGCCUCGGGCUCUUCGCCCAGCCACAAACCGACAACGGCGGCGAUCGACGCGGAAAAACUCGAGAAAAUGAGACAGGUCGCCGCUGCCACGCCUGGUGAGAAACGCAACUCCUGCGUCAUUUCCUAAGCCCCACUUCCAAGGAGACGCAAAAUGCUGAGUGUAAUUUAAUCGCGAGUCUCUCCUGAGGGCGCAGGGUGCUUGAGCCGGAUGGGUAAAGAAACGCGACUUUGACAUUCAAACCUCGUUUUGGCGGUUUGUCGCGGUAAUUUUUGCUGAUGGAAUAGGAGGAGCCGGGAAUUAAUUUUUUUUUUAGUAAUUUAUAAAAGGAUAAAUGGGUUAAUUUUUGGUUGGAUCGAUAUUGCAAAUUCUAGGCUCCACGGUUGAAAUUUAGAUGGAUUUUAAAACGUUGCGAUUUUUGUUUGUUUGUUCACAAAACCACCCCAGUGUUUACCAAAUUUUUGACAUUAAAUGAAUAAAUUUUCAAAAAUUUUAAUCAAAUUAGCAGAUUUUUGCUGAAUUUUGAGGUCGUUCUUCAGGCUGAAAACGUAAUGGGUGCUAAAUUGAAAAUGGGGUGGCCAUUCGACGACCACCUCGUUUUUGCCACACGUGCAGAUUUCAGAAAUUUUGGCACGCAGUGGAAAAGAACGAACCAAAGAUUGCUCAAGCACCCCCUUGGAAAUAACGGGUUCGGUGCUUUUCUCCCCGAUCACGGAGUCUAUUUUUUGAUACCGUGCAAAACCCGGUCCCUUUUCCGCCUCGUUCUGCCCCCGCAUUCGAGCGUGUGUGCUUCUCUCGUAUGAAUAAAACGCAAGUAAGACGAGAACGAGCGAACGCAACACCUGUUGAUUCGCCCCGCAUUUGAUCACACGAUGGACAAUCAAAACUAAAAGCUUGUUUGUUGUCAGCAACAAAUUGACAAUUACAAGGCAAACUGACGUGUGCUGAUAGGGCAAAAUGUACGCCCCUAUCGCAAUAUAUUUGUGCUUCAAAGUCCUUCCUACAUUCCUCUUUUGUAGUGAAGUGAUUUUAUUUUCCCCUUCCCUUUGUGAAUCUUGUAAACUUAGAAUGUUAUAAUUUUACUUAAUCUGUGCAAUAUUUGCAAUCGAAUCUUGCGAAGAGCUGCCGGCCUCGGAUUCGUUGCGCCCGCGUGAGAAUUAAAGGCAUAGAAAUAGUCAAUGAUGCUGCUGCAAAAUUGCAGAGCGCGUGAAGAAAUCGUGGCAUGAGCGCGUGUAAGAAAGAACGUACUCGUCUUUUUCUAAGCAGUCUAGUGAUUUCCGUGAUUUUUGAAUUUAAAUUAGCUAUUAGAUAAUUGCUACGUCUAUCACGGAAUAAACUGUAAUAAUGUGAGAUCCCCUAAACUGUAUUCCCCUGUAUUGUAAAGUCGACCUGUGCGCCUGCUUAAAAAUACUGUUUGGACUUAUAUAGACUCUUCUAAAGAAUGUUGUUGAGUAAAAAAUGAAUGGAGAGAAGAUAAAUUUCUUGUUGAAAAGCCUAACCAAAUUUUUAAAACAUUGAAAAGGAGACCGUGUUAUUAAUCCCUCUGUGCAUUAAUUUACCAUAACAAAAUAUUUAAAUUAAUUUCUUUUUUAAAUUUGGGACAUCAAGCCAGGGCUAUUUUGAAGCCUAGUGAGCACACAGACAAAAUAAGAUUCUAGAACGGAAUUUAAUAGCACGGGGGUCAAAUUUGUUUUUCUUGCCAGUUUCAUUCGCCUACGCCGCUCGCAAUAUUGCAGAAUUUCAACACUACCAAGUUUAAGUGUGGCGCGUUGUUUGUUGUUGAAGGUCGACUAACUUAUGCUUAUAGCCCAAAGAAGUGGCAUAUUUGUAUUUGUUUUAUUUGCAUGUUGUGCGCAGUGGUGUUUAAAAUUAUUAAAUUCUUCUCUCAACUAUCUUCUGCUUCUCUAUCAAUGUUGGCUGUUGUGAAAAAAAAACUUGUAUCAAUAUAAAAACGGAUUUAUUGCUAAUUAAUUAACGUCUUUAAUUAAACACAC